GCUGGGCCCGACAUGGCGGAAGAGGAGGUGGCCAAGUUGGAGAAGCACUUGAUGCUUCUCCGACAGGAGUAUGUCAAGCUGCAGAAGAAAUUGGCAGAGACAGAGAAGAGAUGCACCCUUUUGGCUGCGCAAGCAGACAAAGAAAGCAGCAAAGAGUCCUUCAUCAGCCGCCUGCUGACGAUUGUAGCCGACCUCUACGAGCAGGAGCAGUAUAGUGAUCUGAAGAUAAAGGUUGGGGGCAGGCACAUCAAUGCUCACAAGUUUGUCCUGGCGGCCCGCAGUGACAGCUGGAGUCUGGCCAGUUUGUCUUCCACCGAGGAGCUGGACCUGUCAGAUGCUAACCCUGAGGUGGCCAUGACAAUGCUUCGCUGGAUCUAUACGGAUGAGUUGGAGUUCAGAGAAGAUGAUGUGUUCCUGACUGAGCUGAUGAAACUAGCUAAUCGGUUUCAGCUACAGCUCCUUAGGGAGAGGUGUGAGAAGGGUGUGAUGUCCCUGGUGAAUGUCAGGAACUGUAUCCGCUUCUAUCAGACUGCGGAGGAACUGCAUGCCAGCACGCUGAUGAACUACUGUGCAGAAAUUAUCGCAAGUCAUUGGGAUGACUUACGAAAGGAGGACUUCAGCAGCAUGAGUGCUCAGUUGUUAUACAAAAUGAUCAAGUCCAAGACUGAGUACCCGUUACAUAAAGCUAUCAAAGUGGAGAGAGAAGAUGUGGUCUUCCUUUAUCUAAUUGAAAUGGAUUCACAGCUCCCUGGGAAGCUGAAUGAGUUGGAUCAUAACGGAGAUCUUGCUCUAGAUCUGGCCCUUUCACGACGACUAGAGAGUAUCGCCACCACUCUGGUUAGUCACAAAGCUGACGUGGACAUGGUGGACAAGAAUGGCUGGAGCUUGUUACAUAAAGGCAUCCAAAGAGGAGAUCUCUUUGCUGCCACUUUCCUCAUUAAGAACGGGGCCCUUGUCAAUGCUGCUACGUUGGGUGCCCAGGAGACACCGUUGCACCUUGUAGCAUCGUACGGUUCAAAAAAACACUCGGCAGAUGUGAUGUCCGAGAUGGCACAGAUUGCAGAGGCCCUCCUGCAGGCUGGCGCCAACCCCAACAUGCAGGACAGCAAGGGCAGGUCUCCCUUACACUUGUCCAUCAUGGCCAGGAAUGAAUACGUGUUCAACCAGUUGCUGCAGUGUAAACAAUUAGAUUUAGAGCUGAAAGACCACGAGGGCAGCACAGCUCUGUGGCUUGCCGUGCAGUACAUCACUGUGUCUUCCGACCAGUCCGUAAAUCCCUUUGAAGACCUCCCUGUGGUAAAUGGGACUUCAUUUGAUGAAAAUAGCUUUGCAGCCAGACUCAUUCAGCGUGGCAGCAACACCAAUGCACCUGAUACAAUAACAGGAAAUUGCUUACUACAGCAGGCAGCUGAAGCAGGAAAUGAGGCAGCAGCUCUUUUCCUGGCAACCAAUGGUGCCCACGUCAACCACAGAAACAAGUGGGGAGAAACCCCGUUGCACACGGCCUGUCGGCAUGGCCUGGCCAACCUCACUGCUGAGCUUCUGCAGCAGGGAGCCAACCCAAACCUACAGACGGAGGAGGCCCUGCCUUCGCCAAAGGAGCCUGCUUCCUUGCCCAGCUCGGCGGGCGGCAGCAGCGUCUACCUGCAGACACCACUGCACAUGGCGAUUGCCUACAAUCAUCCAGAUGUGGUGUCUGUCAUCCUGGAGCAAAAAGCUAAUGCUCUUCAUGCCACCAACAACCUGCAAAUUAUCCCGGACUUCAGCCUCAAGGAUUCCCAAGACCAGACUGUGCUGGGCCUGGCAUUAUGGACUGGCAUGCACACGAUCGCGGCCCAGCUGCUGGGCUCUGGGGCGUGCAUCAACGACACCGUGUCAGACGGGCACACCUUGCUGCACAUGGCCAUGCAGCGGCAGGACAGCAAGAGUGCGCUCUUUCUCCUGGAGCACCAGGCGGACAUAAACGUCAGGACUCAGGAUGGGGAGACAGCUCUUCAGCUGGCCAUCAGAAAUCAGCUUCCCCUUGUCGUGGAUGCCAUAUGCACCCGAGGAGCUGACAUGUCUGUGCCAGAUGAGAAGGGGAACCCCCCACUGUGGCUUGCGCUGGCAAAUAAUCUGGAGGACAUCGCAUCCACUCUGGUCAGACAUGGCUGUGACGCCACGUGCUGGGGCCCAGGACCUAGUGGGUGCCUUCAGACACUGCUGCACAGAGCCAUUGAUGGAAACAACGAGUCCAUCGCCUGCUUUCUAAUUCGCAGUGGCUGCGACGUGAAUAGUCCCAGACAACCUGGUGCUAAUGGAGAAGGAGAGGAAGAGGCCAGAGACGGGCAGACCCCCUUGCAUUUGGCAGCCUCCUGGGGGCUGGAAGAGACGAUACAGUGUCUUCUGGAGUUUGGUGCCAAUGUAAAUGCACAGGAUGCAGAAGGAAGAACACCUGUCCAUGUGGCCAUCAGCAACCAACAUGGCGUCAUCAUUCAGCUGCUGAUUUCCCACCCUGACAUCCACCUGAAUGUCCGAGACAGGCAGGGCCUGACCCCCUUUGCCUGUGCCAUGACCUACAAGAACAACAAGGCAGCCGAGGCCAUCCUGAAACGAGAGUCCGGGGCUGCUGAGCAGGUGGAUAACAAGGGCCGGAAUUUUCUUCACGUGGCAGUUCAGAACUCUGAUAUCGAAAGUGUGCUAUUCCUGAUCAGUGUCCAGGCUAACGUGAAUUCCAGAGUCCAGGAUGCUUCCAAGUUGACCCCUUUGCACCUUGCUGUCCAAGCAGGCUCAGAGAUUAUUGUCCGCAAUUUGCUUCUUGCGGGAGCCAAAGUGAAUGAAUUAACCAAGCACCGCCAGACCGCCCUCCAUCUCGCUGCCCAGCAGGACCUGCCCACCAUUUGCUCAGUCCUCUUGGAGAAUGGGGUGGACUUUGCUGCUGUGGAUGAGAAUGGAAACAACGCUCUUCAUCUCGCUGUCAUGCAUGGCCGGCUCAACAACAUCCGGGUCCUCCUGACAGAGUGCACCGUGGAUGCCGAAGCCUUUAAUCUGCGAGGCCAGUCGCCACUGCACAUUUUGGGACAAUAUGGCAAGGAGAACGCAGCAGCCAUCUUUGAUCUCUUCUUAGAGUGCAUGCCUGAGUACCCUCUGGAUAAACCAGAUGCAGAAGGAAACACGGUGCUGCUCUUGGCAUACAUGAAAGGGAAUGCCAACUUGUGCCGUGCCGUCGUCCGCUCGGGUGCUCGCCUGGGGGUGAACAACAACCAAGGGGUCAACAUCUUCAACUACCAGGUCGCCACCAAGCAGCUGCUCUUUAGACUCUUAGAUAUGCUGUCCAAGGAGCCUCCGUGGUGUGACGGCUCCAACUGCUAUGAGUGCACUGCCAAGUUUGGAGUCACAACUCGCAAACAUCACUGUCGUCACUGCGGACGUCUUCUUUGCCACAAAUGCUCGACCAAGGAGAUUCCUAUUAUAAAGUUUGAUCUGAACAAGCCUGUGCGAGUUUGCAACAUUUGCUUUGACGUACUGACUUUGGGUGGGGUCUCUUAGUGAGCCCCCCGGGAAGGUCCAGGCUACAUCCUCGGUUGCCUCCCCAGCAGCUGCUCUGCUCACCAGCCUGACCCCCGCCCCCAACCCCCCCACCCCCCAGCGCAGGAGCUGGCAGUUGUCUUCUUGCGGCAAUAGACUGGAACAAUUAAGGACCGUGGUGUGAUAGAUCCCAUCUCAAAUGAUCCUGUAUGAUUGUCAGUUUAUCAGACUAUGAUCCAGGUCACUAGAUGUCUCACUAAUUGGACCAGGCCUUUUGGCCUGAGUGGUAAAUGUGAUAGGAAUUAGACCCCAUUCUGCUAGCAAUGUAUAAGGAUGCUUCGAAAACCAUUUUCCCUUCCAGUAGCUUAGUGUCCAUCUCAGAGCAUUCACGAAGUCUUCCUGACUGGGCGGACUUCCUAAGCAGAGCCUAACCGUAGGAAGCUGGCAUCUGGCUGCACGACAGGAGCCGGCUUUACUCUAGGGUAAGUGGCUGUGGACUUUUCUGCACAGUGUUUUCAUAAAGGUAAUAGGAUCCUCUUGCCCUGAAAUCUCGCUCUCUCUUUCUCCUUUUUUUUUUUUUUUUUUUUUUUUUUGGAAAAGCUAAGCUGUAUUUUUAGUGAACUACCCCUUUAAAAAAGGUGAAAUCUUUCUAAGCAGGGUUCAAAGAUGAGAGCUGAAAAAUUGUGGCCUUAACAACUGAAAGCUUUACCGGUAUUCAUGCUACUCGGGUGUCAAGAUUGCGGUGUGGCAGCUUGACACCUCCUAGCAGCCGUCUUGUUCUCUCAUCUUGCUGUGUCCUGUCUGUGGAGUCCUCAGUCACCUGCCAGUAGGCAGUGGUGGAGAAAAUGCACUUUUAUUGUGCUGCACUUUUUAUAUAGCUGCAUUAUUGGUGAUUCCAAUUUAAAAAUCCAUAUUCAAAAAUACCCUCACACAUACGUGCAUCAGUGAUUCUAAUGAUCGGCUUUGACUGGACCUCAGCUCACACUAAGUCUUAAAGGGAAAACUCCUGUGUCAUUUGGAGCAGGAGAGUGACAUGGGCCAAGUGAGGGGAAGGGGGAUCUCCAGCCUCAGGCUGGCAGGUCCCAUCUCCUUGACAUGAGUGCUUCUUGCUGAAACCUUUCCAGUUAUGUUGUGAGUGCUGUCCGUCCCAGGUCCCAGGUCCUUGCCCCAUAAGAGCCAACGGCCAAAGGCCCUGGCCAAGCGUGUGUGACCCCAUCUUGGAAGGCUCGCUCGUGUGCUGAAUGAGGCCCCCAGAGCCUACCAGGCCUUAGUCGCUGCUAGUACAUGCAUCAAUCCUGAAGUGUUAAACUUCUUUUCUUUUGAAGGUUUGGCCAGUUUUUUUAAAAAAUGCACAUUUAAAGAGAAACUUCUACCACUGCUUAAAAACGAAACAAAACAAAACUCUGAGAUGAACAAUAUGUGUUGUACAGCUAUACUCAGAGAUUAACAAUCUCAAUCUUACAAACUGUUUUUUUCAGACAUUUAACCACUACAUUUUUUUGUAUUAAUGAAGUAUGGAUAUAUGUGUAAAAGGGACUAAAUAUUUUUUUGCAGCAGCCUCUUGUUUUGUUUGGAUAGUGGUAUGUCCUCCAUGUUGCUGUAGAUUUAUACAUCUUACUGCCUAAAUAUGUGUGUAAAAUGAGCUGAUAAACCAGAGUGCUACUUUUUUUUUUUUUUAACAUUUCUGUGGAUUUAUAAGAUAUAUAUGCUUUCUAUGUUAAUAUGAGCUUGUGCACAAUGUUUCGAAGAAAAAAUUAGUUAGAAGAGUUCCCCUGUCCCCUAAAGUCUGUGACAUAUUUCAUAUAGAAUUUUUAUAGGAAAACAGCUAGUCUUGGCAGACACCUGACCACAUGAAGCAUGUGGUCAGUUUCCAUUUUCUGUUGCCUGAACAGGGCCUGAGGAAGUAGGCCUUAGUUAGGUGGCUUGAUUCUUAAAUCGGAAAGUAAGAUAAUUAUGCUUCAGAUAUGAAUUGAGGUCGUCGGUACUUUUAUACCUGUUCUUUUAACGUCCAUGGUAGAGAGAGGAGGACGGGAGUUCAAUCAGGGAUGAGGUGGAUGGUCCUGCCCCUGCCCUACUAUACCAAUUUCAAUAACACUCUAAUUUCACUUAAAAAUCUUAAAAUCAUGUUUGAAAUUGUUGAGUCAAGCUUCUUUUUCUUCACAGAGUCCAGGGAUAGCAAUGGUACUUAGCUGCCACAAGACGGGGGAACAUUUUGUGAGUUCUGCAUUGGCUUCAGGGUGCAUUCUUGUAGAUCUAGAAAAAGCACCUCGCCACAGUCUUAGGCUCUCCCUGCUGUGCCGAUGCUUACGGGGCUGUGUCUCAGGUUCCUUGAGUGGCGGCUGACCUGGGGGGACUUGACAUGCUCUCAGGCCCCUUUGUGCUCUCCAGGCCAUCAAACUUGACUCUAGAACUGCCUGGCUGUUCUUGUUAC
Molecule: messenger RNA, 5938 nt
Organism: Kogia breviceps (pygmy sperm whale)
Lineage: Eukaryota; Metazoa; Chordata; Mammalia; Artiodactyla; Physeteridae
Gene: ANKFY1
Product: ankyrin repeat and FYVE domain containing 1
Molecular function (GO): protein binding; metal ion binding
Source: RefSeq, a predicted model, not a curated record